GGCACACCUCUGUCUGUUUUUGUGCCUGCAGCUCCGUGCGGACAUCAUCACGGGGCGCCUGCCCUGCUCCUUUGUCACGCACGCCCUGCUGGGCUCCUACGCCGUGCAGGCCGAGCUGGGCGACUAUGAUGCCGAGGAGCACGUGGGCAACUAUGUCAGCGAGCUCCGCUUCGCCCCCAACCAGACGCGGGAGCUGGAGGAGCGCAUCAUGGAGUUGCACAAGACCUACCGCGGAAUGACCCCCGGGGAAGCGGAGAUCCACUUCCUGGAGAAUGCCAAGAAGCUCUCCAUGUACGGGGUGGACCUCCACCACGCCAAGGACUCGGAGGGCAUUGACAUCAUGCUGGGUGUCUGCGCCAAUGGCCUCCUCAUCUACAGGGACCGGCUGAGGAUCAACCGUUUCGCCUGGCCCAAGAUUCUCAAAAUUUCCUACAAGAGGAGCAACUUCUACAUCAAGAUCCGCCCGGGUGAGUACGAACAGUUUGAGAGCACCAUUGGCUUCAAACUGCCCAACCACCGCUCCGCCAAGCGUCUCUGGAAGGUCUGCAUAGAGCAUCACACCUUCUUCAGGCUGGUGUCCCCAGAGCCACCCCCCAAGGGCUUCCUGGUGAUGGGCUCCAAAUUUCGCUACAGCGGGCGGACGCAGGCGCAGACGCGGCAGGCCAGCGCCCUCAUCGACCGCCCAGCUCCCUUCUUUGAGCGCUCCUCCAGCAAACGGUACACCAUGUCUCGCAGCCUUGAUGGAG
Phaethon lepturus (White-tailed tropicbird) is the source of this 746-nucleotide messenger RNA. RefSeq names its product band 4.1-like protein 1. The transcript has 5 exons. Gene Ontology annotation, cellular component: cytoskeleton; plasma membrane. Gene Ontology annotation, molecular function: cytoskeletal protein binding. The annotation marks the transcript as partial. The record is from RefSeq and is a predicted model, not a curated record. Lineage: Eukaryota; Metazoa; Chordata; Aves; Phaethontiformes; Phaethontidae.